Neofelis nebulosa (Clouded leopard) is the source of this 8289-nucleotide messenger RNA. It is a transcript of the gene SYNE3, whose product is annotated as spectrin repeat containing nuclear envelope family member 3. The record is from RefSeq and is a predicted model, not a curated record. The transcript is spliced from 19 exons. Gene Ontology annotation, cellular component: cytoplasm; meiotic nuclear membrane microtubule tethering complex; nuclear outer membrane. Gene Ontology annotation, molecular function: actin filament binding. Gene Ontology annotation, biological process: nuclear migration. Bases 156 to 3080 code for a protein of 974 amino acids. NCBI's taxonomy places the organism in Eukaryota, Metazoa, Chordata, Mammalia, Carnivora, Felidae.
CGAGGGGACUGGGCGGGGCCGGGGGCGAGUGUCCGGCCCCGCCCCGGCCCCGCCCCGCUCCGGAGCCGCCCGGGACGCAGGGAGGAGGGCGGCUGGGCCGGAGCUGCCCGCGGCGCCGCGCUCCUGCACGCUCCGGACCCGCCUCUGCAGGUGCCAUGACUCAGCCGCCCCAGGAGGGCUUCGACAGGAGCGUGGAGGAAGCCCGGCAGUGGAUGAAGGCUGUGCAGGAGCGGCUGCAGGUCAACGACAACACCCAGGGGCCCCGGGCGGCCCUGGAGGCCAGGCUGCGGGAGACUGAGAAAAUAUGCCAGCUGGAGCCGGAGGGGCGCGUGAAGGUGGACGUCGUGCUGCGGGCGGCGGAGGGCCUCCUGGCGUGUUGCCGUGACGGCCAGAAGCCCGAGAUCCUGGCCCAGCUGAAGGACAUCAAAGCCCAGUGGGAGGAGACGGUCACCUACAUGACCCACUGUCACAGCCGCAUCGAGUGGGUGUGGCUGCACUGGAGCGAGUACCUGCUGGCUCGAGAUGAGUUCUACCGCUGGUUCCAGAAGAUGAUGGUGGUCCUGGAGCUGCCCGUGGAGCUGCAGCUGGGCCUGAAGGAGAAGCAGUGGCAGCUGAGCCACGCCCGGGUCCUGCUGCACAACGUGGGCAACCAGGCCGUGCUCCUCGACCGGCUGCUGGAGGAGGCGGCCUCCCUGUUCAACAGGAUCGGGGACCCCAGUGUGGACGAAGAUGCCCAGAAGAGGAUGAAGGCCGAGUACGCCGCGGUGAAGGCCAAAGCCCAGGACAGAGUGGACCUGCUGGAGCAGGUGACCCGGGAGCACGAGCAUUUCCAGGCAGGCGUGGACGAGUUCCAGCUGUGGCUGAAGGCAGUGGUGGAGAAGGUGAGCAGCUGCCUGGGGCGGAACUGCAAACUGACCACCGAGGGCCGUCUCUGCGCGCUGCAGGACAUCGCUGGCGAUUUUCCCCGGGGUAAGGAGUCUUUGAGGAGGCUGGAGGAGCAGGCUGUGGGCGUCAUCCAGAACACCUCUCCUCUGGGCGCGGAGAAGAUCACCGAGGAGCUGGAGGAGAUGCAGAAAGUUCUGGACAAGCUGCGAGCCCUCUGGGAGGAGGAGGAGGAGCGGCUGCACGGCCUGCUCAAGUCCAUGGGAGCCUGUGAGCAGCAGAGGCGGCAGCUAGAGGCCGAGCUGGGAGAGUUCAGGAAGGACCUUCAGAGGCUGGCCGAGGAGGGUCUGGAGCCCGCGGCGAAGGCGGGGACCGAGGACGAGCUGGUGGCCCGCUGGAGACUCUACUCGGCGACGCGGGCGGCCCUGGCCGCGGAGGAGCCCCGGGCGACCCGGCUGCAGGCCCAGCUGAAGGAGCUCAUCGUCUACCCCCAUGACCUGCAGCCGCUCUCCGACAGCGUGGUCGCUGCUCUCCAGGAGUACCAGAGCAUGAAGGGGAAGAGCGCCAGGCUGCGCAAUGCCACGGGGGCGGAGCUGUGGCAGCGUUUCCAGAGGCCUCUACAGGACCUGCAGCUGUGGACGGCCCUGGCCCAGAGCCUCCUGGACAUCACCGCCAGCCUGCCGGACCUGCCCUCCAUUCACACCUUCCUGCCCCAGGUCGAGGCGGCCCUGGCGGAAAGCUCGCGCUUGAAGGAGCAGCUGAUGAUGCUACAGCUGAAGAAAGACCUGCUGAGGAGUGUCUUCGGCCAGGACGAAGCCACGACCCUCCUGGAGCAGGUGGCGAGCUCCGUGCGGGACAGAGACUUGCUGCACAACGGCCUCCUGCAGAGGAAAAGCAAGCUGCAGAGCCUGCUGGCUCAGCACCAAGAUUUUGGGGCUGCUUUCGAGCCCCUACAGAAGAAGCUGUCGGACCUCCAAGGCAGGGUCCGAGCUGAGAAGGGGCUUCAGCAGGACCUUCCUAGGAAACAGACCCAGCUCUCCAGGUUGCAGGGGCUGCAGGAAGAGGGGCUGGACCUUGGGGCACAGAUGGAGGCCGUGAGGCCUCUCAUCCAGGGGAACCCCACCCACCAGCACAAAAUGGAGCAGCUUUCUGCCGACUACCAGGCCCUGCAGAGGUCUCUGGAGGACCUCAUGGACAGGUGUCAGCAGAGUGUGAGGGAACACUGCACCUUCAGCCACGAGCUGCUGGAGCUGAGACAGUGGAUCGCCGUGGUCACCCAGAAGCUGGAGUCACAUCAGGAGGAGGCGGGCCCGUGGGACGCCCAGUCCCGGGAGGUCGAAGUCGAGAGGCUGCUGGCUGAAUUCCCGGAGAAGGAGGCCCAGCUGCCCCUGGUCGAAGCCUAUGGCCGGCUGGUGAUGAAGAAGUCUUCUCCGGAAGGGGCUGCUCUGGUCCAGGAGGAGCUGGAGGAACUGGUGGGGUCGUGGCAGGCUCUGAAGCUGCUGGAGGAAAGCCUGCUGAGCCUCAUCAGAAACCAGCAGCUGCAAAGGACGGAAGUGGACUCGGGGAAGAAAACGAUUUUCACCAACAACAUCCCAAAGACUGGGUUUCUCAUCGAUCCCGCGGAGCCUCUUUCCGGGCGGCACCGCCGGGCAAAUCUGCUCCGGGAAGAAGGCAGCCGGGAAGGUUACUCCCAGCUCCUGAGGGACUUUGAGCAGUGGCUGGAGGCGGAAAACGCCAAGCUGGUUAGCAUCAUCGCGAUGCGAAUGGCCGCAGCCAGGGAUCUGAGGGCCAGGGAAACGAAGCUACAGGAGCUGCAGGCUCGGGUGCCAGAAGGUCAGCGUCUCUUCGAGAACCUCCUUCGUGUCGGGCCAGCGAGGGGGUCCUCGGAUGAGCUUGAGGACCUGCGUUACCGGUGGAUGCUGUACAAGUCCAAGCUCAAGGACUCCAGCCACCUGCUGACACAGAGUUCUCCAGGGGAGCCGACUGGAUUCCAAAAGGCUCCGCGGUGGCGAGGACUCGGGCCCCUCUUCCGGAAGGUGUGCUGUGUGGCUCUCCCCCUGCAGCUGCUGUUCCUGCUGUUCCUGCUGCUGCUGUUCCUGCUUCCGGUCGGGGAAGAGAACCGCAGCUGCACGCUGGCCAACAACUUCGCCCGCUCCUUCAAGUUCAUGCUGCGCUACGAUGGCCCCCCGCCCACCUAACCCGCUGGGCCACGCAGGCAGCAGCAACGGCUGGUUUAUGCAGAGGUUGAACUCAGGGCGAUAGCGGUUCUCAGCUCCUCGGAAACGUCAGGAUCACCUGGGAAGCAUCUUCAAAGUCAUUGCCGGCAUCUCUCCAGACCUCGUGGGCUGCAAUCUGGAGGGUAGACCGAGUGGAGUUUGAAAAUUCCAAAUGCGCUCUGAGUAGACAGACGGCCCCAAACAGAGGCAGGCACCAGGCAGAUAACAGAAGGCCCUUGGAUCAAAGCCCCACUUUGAUGGUUUGUUUAACAAACCGUUCUUAGGUCUGAGAAUCUGCUUUCCAAAGCCACAGGGUUUUGGAAGCUGUACCCAGAGAGGGCAGAGGUACAAGAGAAGGGGGGAUACCAUCCCAUGUUCGAGGAGAGGUCUAAGAAACCAGCCACGAACCCCAGACCCACCGCCUGUCAAUCAAGUCUCCUGGCAAUGGCCCUGGCUUGCCAGGGGAAAUGUGUGUCCAGAAUCUUCCGCUCCCAAAGCGUAUGUACUUCAGUUUCGAACACUUGCCAUGAGGUUUUAAAAUAGAAAGGCUUGGACUCUUGCAUUAUUUAUCCGCCCAUUCCCAAAUUUUACAAAUCUGUUAUUUUAAUAACGCACGCAAUCCUUUUCCUACUCUGUUCUCUGAAGACACCCUCGUCGCUUAUUAAGAAGAGAGAGACAAGGACCUCUCAGGUGAGAAAAACAUGUCUUUAAUCCCUCACCCUUAAGUGACUGGUAAAAGGGAGAGACCGGGUUUUAGACUCUGGGUAAAACUAAGUGGUGUCCAGAAUUGUGAGUGCGAAGGACUUGGAACCUUCUGGAUGCAGGAGCCGGUUCCCCGGCACGUGCCCUUGGAGUCCAACACCAUUCCUGUGGCUGAGCCUCGGAUGGGAGAGUCUGUUCUGUUAGGAGGGGGUCCUCGGCUUCCACAGGUCAGCCUUAACAGCAGGUGAGACCGCGGAGUCCUCGGUGCCCCAGCUGGUCGCUUCUGGGUGUCAAAGGGCAGAACAACUCUCCGCCAUCAGCCCGUAACAAGAGUAGUGCUUGUUCGCUAUAAGGAAUUCACUUCCAGAAGUGAGUCCGGGGGCGCCUGGGUGGCUCAGGCGGUUGAGCGUCCGACUUCAACUCAGGUCCUGCUCUCACGGUUCGUGAGUUCGAGCCCCGCAUCGGGCUCGCCGCUGUCAGCGCACAGCCUGCUUGGGAUUCUCUGUCUCCCUCUCUCUCUGCCCCUCCCCUGCUCAUGCUGUCCCCCAAAUAAAUAUUACAAGAAAAAGAAGAAAGACGUGAGUCCACCAGCUAUCUUGGGACCUACUGGCUAAUGUCUUAAGGGUAGUCCCCGAAGCCCUCGUGACUCUUGUGACCUGGGGUCAGGGGGCUCCUCGACUCCUGAUUAGCCGUCUCCCAAAAUGAAACAAAAGACAGAACCUCGUCCGCUGGGACACUCUACCCUUGAGGUGUAUGGAGGUCAUGGGGUUGGCCCUACGUAGCUGAUUUUAAAAAGCUUUAAUCUGUGUAACGUGAAGGUAGGCCGGGCAUCACGUAGAGUGACUGUGUGCUGUUUCUAGCGACCUGGGGUUGAGAACUUCGGCAUUAAAACAUCGCUUCGGUGGGAAAACUACAGUUUCUAAAUCUUUACGGAGCUCUCAUACUCCUGACUGGGUGAUUAAGUCAUUUUUAUGACUAUGUGAUUUUCCACUCCCCCCUCCACCCCCCCACCCCCCCACCAGCCCUAGCCAUGGAAGUAAUUAUCUUACCUCUGUUUUCAUCUGAGGCUUCCCAGCCUGGCCGUGACAUGUUUAAUUGGAGAGAUUCAUCAUCUUUCGUGGAAACCCCUCGGUGAGACGCUAUUCAGCUACUUGGCCUUGGCCUUUCCUGUCACCGUCUGGCCGGCUCUGGCUCCCAACCGCUCCUGCGGUGACCUUUCGCCACCCUGCUUCCCUCGAUUACGCUUCAAGGGGAGCGCCCCCGGCCCGCUCCGGGUUUCCGUCGUGGGGAUCCUGGAUUGCCGUCGUGCUUUGGCGUGCGUCCUGGUCGGUCCCUGCUUCCAGCUCCUCCUUGGUCUUCGCCGUGGCCUUCUGCUAAUUUCUAACAGGAGGCCUCUGCUACCAACGGACAGCAAGGGAAAUUGCUCCAAAUUGUCCCGCGACAGUCUCUCUCCAUCGCGAGUGUGGGUUUCCCGUCCUUGACCAUGUGCAAAUAAUUGAGGCCCUUUUGCUUUGGAAUAAGGUGAUGGCAUGACAAAAAGAAAAGUUAAAAAAAGAAAAGAAAAAAGCAAGCUCCUUGCGAUUGGCGUCCUGGAUCACAUCCUGGAACGGUAAAGGGACAUUAGUGGAAAACUCAAUGGAACACAAAUGAAGUCUGUGGUUUCCUGAAUAAUGUCACGCCGGUGUUCGUGUCAUGGUUUUGACGAGAGUCCCACGGUUCCGUGAGCGGUUCGCGUCAGAGGAGACCCGGCGACGGGAACUUGGUGCUAUCUUGGCACCUCCUCUAAAAUUAUCCCAAGGAAACGUUUUAUUUAUUUAUUUGUUUAUUUAUUUAUUUUAAGUAGAGACUUUUAUGGCCCUGGGGAAAAGGUGAGAGUUCUCUCUUGCCUCUAAAUUGCUCCCUUAAAAACGGGCUUGGAUCUGUCCUGGGAACAGGCUUGGAGUCAGCCCCAUCCACGUUUGCCUCCCAGUCACCGCGUCUCCAAGGUAGCAACCUUGGGAAAGUUCUCCAGUCUUCUUGAAUGAUACCACAAAGGGAUAUGGUCGGGAGCGAAAGCAGCCAGUAUGCCCAGCGCUUGGCACGUAGCAAACACUGAGCCGGUGUUCUGGUCCCCUCCCAGCCGCCUCCUCGGCCGCGCUCAGCACGUUCGGAAGACGCGUCUUGUUUCAGCCCUCUGAACCUGGGGUUUGUAGGCUACGUUGGCCGACCCCAAAGUACGGCCUUGCAACUGGUGCCAGGGGUCUGCGGCGUCCCCUACGCGCUUCGCAAGUGUCCCGGGGAUCCUCGUUGAGCAGGAGGCUUCUGGAAUCAGCCAGGGGUCAGUUGCAGACAACGGAAGCCACUCUAGCCCGUUUAAGGAGAGAAAGAUUAAUUACAGGGUGUUGGGUGGCUCACAAAAUUGCUGGCAGGGUUGAAGGAGUCGACCUCUAGUCUGAGAUUCCAGAAAUAAACCCAGCCUGAGGACCACUCUGGCCUCUUCCCUGGCGGAGACAAGAGGCAGCCACCACUUUAAGAAGCUGCCAAGCCAGGAAGCCGCCGCGGUUGCCUGAAGACUCUUGUUGUCUCCCCCGGUCACCCACAGCAGCCACCCAGGUGCCCCGCGUCAGGCCGUCUCAUGGGCCUCCCUUCCAUACCGCGUAUCGCGGCAGGAGAACCUGAGCAGGCAAAGCCUAGGUCACAUCCAGGGCCCGGCAGCAAAGGAGUCUAGAAAUGUCGUUUUAGCUUUACCCUCUCUGCAUCACAGGAGGGCGUCUUGCAAGGGGUUUACUGGGUGAUAAACCGAGCACCCCACAGUCCACGCCUUUGGAUGCUUAAUAUUCACGCGCACCCCGGUUUCCCCAUCUAAACCUCCAAAUGAAAACGGCAGCAGAAACGCUCAGCUCCCACGCUGUGCAAUGCGCCUCCCGCUCGUACAAACAGGUGCACGCUUAGCGACACGUCUUACUAGUCAGUAUAUCCAUUUCCGUGCUCCGUGAGUUUCCCUCGGGUUCAUUCGCAGUCUUAACUUGAUAGCCUGAGGUCUGUGAACGAAAAGCACACGGUUAACGACCCAGUCCCCGCCACCACGCCCACGUUGUCCAUGAACAGGCACCGGAGUGGCUGGAAAGAGGCCGUGUGAUUGCCCAGCUGACUCUCAGGAGCCUCCUUUGUAUAGAUGGGCUUCUGGUGAGCAGACAGCCCCACGUAGCCUGGCACCCGAGAUCUACUCCAGGAGGACUACCCACAAACCUCUCCUUCAAACUUCCUUGUCAUCCGUCCCUAACCUUGAACUUUUCAAGCCCUUGACCAUCCUUAAGUCAAGAAUGUUUAAGUAAAGAAUAUUUCUGAGCUCCUACUGUAUGUCAGGCAUGAACAAAAUGGUGAAGGAGAGCAAACCCAGGCUCCCGCCUUCAUGGAGCCUCCUUCCUGGAGCUGGUCGCUGCCCACCAGUCCACGUAGAUCUGUACUCCCAGUCACUUCUGUUAUUGGGCAAAAUGGAUUACCAAUGGACAGCUCAAAGCUGGCCCCUGGGGGGACUUCCCUUCCCCUUGCCUUUCAUCACCAGCCUUCAGGAGGACUUCGAUCCCAUAGCACUGAACUUCUGGCUGGUUCUGUCAUAUCAUCCAAGGCCAGGUGGAAACUCAGGCUCAGAGUCUUUACCUCUAAGACAAGGGUCAUGGAGCCUCAGGGUGAGGCCAUGGGGCAGGCAGAGGGGUUGGGGACUGUGCAGCAGGUGUGGGUGACCUGGAGUGUGAAUCACCGGGUGACCAAAUGAGAGAACUGGCAAAGACUUCAGGCCUGGACACUCAGCCAGAACUGGACACGCCACUGGGAUCAGCCUGUGUGGGGUUCCCGCCCAUGGAAAGGCUGCACAGGCAGAUGGUGAGGUCCUCUUGGCCGCCAUGUCUCCCGACCACUUGAGCACUGCCCUCGCCAUGGACUUCUCUCCAUCCACCCCUCCUGGUGCUGCUGGGAGACCCUUCUCUGACAACAUCUGGGACUCCGACAUGCCCCUGCCCCGCCAAAGCCAAUUUGUGACCAUUGGUUUGCUCCUUCUCCCCCUCCAUCUCUCUUUCUUUGAUAUCUGCUCCGUUCUCUCAUUCCCUGGCCUUGGCUCUCUUGAGUCUCUCCAGUUUCUGGUUCCAUCACUUGAGACCUAUCUGUUUUGAUGUUUCCAUCCUCUAGGACUGAGCUGGCCUGCAGGUCAAAUCCAGCUGCCACCUGUUUUUGUGUAGCCCAAGAUGACCAACAGAAUUUAAAAUUUUUUAAAAUGGUUCCAUGUUUAAGUGGUCACGUAUUAGGGGCGCCUGGGUGGCUCAGUCGGUUGAGCGUCCGACUUCGGCUCAGGUCAUGAUCUCGCGGUCUGUGAGUUCGAGCCCCGCGUCGGGCUCUGUGCUGUGAGCUUAGAGCCUGGAGCCUGCUUCUUUGGAUUCUGUGUCUCCCUGCCUCUUGGCCCCUCCCCUGCUCACUCUCUGUCUCUCUCAAAAAUAAAUACACUUUAAAAAAUUUU